AUGCCACUCCUCUCCUCCACCCUCCUCCUGCGCACCCACUCCCUCACCCUCCUGACCUGCGCCUACUACCUCCUGACCUCGCCCACCCAGCUACUGUCCUCGACCCCGAUCUGGCUGCUCGGGGAGAGCAUGAGCGUGCGGCCCGCAGGCUACGCCCCGGAAAGCAUACCCCAUGGCGCGGGCCCGUCGGGCAGUGCAGGAGCUGGCGGCUCGCGGACGAGCAUGCCCAUGAGAGGGCCGCUAAUAUCGGGACCGGGACAGGGUCAAGGGGCCGUCGUCGCGCAGUCUGAGAGGGAACUGUUCGCGCUCCUGGGGCUGGUGGUGUCGGUGUACGCGGUCACGCAGUUCCUCUUUGCCGGGGAUUUGUCCGUGGUUCAGGGCACUGCUGCCACGACUGCAUCGUCGUCCUCGAUGGGCACCAGGGCGAGCGGCGCCCGACGCCUGGACUCCUCCUUCGCCGCCGCCGCCGCCGCUGCAAAGUCCCCCUCGCGCUACGCCGAAGAACUGCACACCCUCUUGACUGCCCAGUCACGCUGGCUGACGCUCUCGGCGAUCCACGUGCUGGCCUCGUCGGCGCUGGUGUUUUGGAUUUACAUGUUCCACUCGCACGGUGCUUCCGAGCCGGUAUCUUCAACAGCUUCGGCUGAGUCGUGGACGUCGCUGCUGUCAGGAUUGAAUCUGCUAGCGAAUCGAGUCGUCUUCACGAUUGGGCUGGCUGAUAUGCUGUUUUGGGGUUACUUGUGGACGGUCUUGAAGGAGGAGGGGCGGGAGGUUGCCAAAGUGUUGGCCAGACGCAGGGAGGCAGAAGACGAUGAAUGA
Molecule: messenger RNA, 819 nt
Organism: Cladophialophora immunda
Lineage: Eukaryota; Fungi; Ascomycota; Eurotiomycetes; Chaetothyriales; Herpotrichiellaceae
Exons: 1
Coding region: 1-819 (272 amino acids)
Source: RefSeq, a predicted model, not a curated record